AAAGUUUCAUGCAGGCGAUUUAUUCAAAACCAAAUCACUUAGAUUAGAUAUGCAAAAAAAUAUUAUUAAUAAGUUUAGCAAGUAUAAUUAUUGCUUGAUCUGAUUACCUGAAACGACAUUUGUAAAUUCAUACUGGAGAUUCUAUGAAGUUACACAUGAAGAGGUCCAAUGUUGACGAAAAGCCAUAUUUUUGUCAAACCUGUGGCGAGUCCUUUACAACAUUUGCUGAGAAGAAAAUGCACAUACAAAUUCAUACUGGAAAAAAACUAUAUGCUUGUAAAAUAUGUGGAAAACAGUUUUCUCAAACUGGUGACUUGAAACGACAUUUGCAAAUUCAUACCGAAGAUAAACCGUUUUCUUGUGAAAUAUGUGGAAAAUGUUUUAGUCGAAAAGGUAGUAUGGAAUUACAUAUAAAGCGAUUCCAUGUUGGUGAAAAGCCAUAUUUUUGUGGAACCUGUGGAAAGUCCUUUGUAACAUUGGGUGAGAAGAAAAUGCAUAUUCAAAGUCAUACUGGAGAAAAAUUAUAUGCUUGCAGGAUAUGCGAAAAACGUUUCACUCGAUCUUAUACCUUGAAGCAACAUCUGCACACCCAUACUGGAGAAAAACCAUAUGGUUGCAAGAUAUGUGGGAAACGCUUUUCUCGAUCUAGUAUCCUGAAACAACAUUUGCACAUGCACACUGGAGAAAAACCAUAUUCCUGUGAAACAUGUGGAAAAUAUUUCAGCCGAAAAAGUGGUGUAAACUUACAUAUAAAGAGAUCCCAUGUUGGUGAUAAGCCCUUUAAAUGUGGAACUUGUGGCAAGUCAUUUACAACAUUUGAUGAAAAGAAAAGGCAUAUGCAAAUCCAUACUGGAGAAAAAACAUAUGCUUGCAAAAUAUGUGAGCGUUGCUUUGUUAAUUCAAGUCACUUGCAACAACAUAUUCGAGUUCACACUGGAGAAAAAGCAUAUUCUUGUAAAACAUGUGGAAAAUGUUUCGUACGAAAGAGUACUAUGAACUUACAUAUAAAGAGAUCCCAUGUUGGCCAUAAGCCCUUUAAAUGUGGAACUUGUGGCAAGUCCUUUACAACAUUAGGUGAAAAGAAAAAGCAUAUGCAAAUCCAUACUGGAGAAAAACCAUUUGCUUGCAAAAUAUGUGAGCGUUGCUUUGCUGAUUCCAGUAGCUUGCAAAAACAUUUUCGAAUUCACACUGGAGAAAAACCAUAUUCUUGUGAAACCUGUGGAAAAUGUUUCAGUAGAAAAAAUAUUAUGAGCGCACACAUGAAGAGAUCCCACGUAGCAAGUUGCUGAGAAGAUAAUGCAUAUGCGAACUCAUAUUAGA
This is a messenger RNA of Styela clava, 1320 nucleotides long. Lineage: Eukaryota; Metazoa; Chordata; Ascidiacea; Stolidobranchia; Styelidae. The record is from RefSeq and is a predicted model, not a curated record.